Messenger RNA from Ostreobium quekettii, 1656 nucleotides. The record is from the annotation of a GenBank genome assembly. NCBI's taxonomy places the organism in Eukaryota, Viridiplantae, Chlorophyta, Ulvophyceae, Bryopsidales, Ostreobiaceae.
AUGGCCGGCAGCGGGGACGCGAUGGCAGGGGGGCCCAAGGUGCGGGAGUUUCCAGCCGGAUUCAUAUGGGGCACGGCGACGUCGGCGUACCAGGUGGAGGGGGCCUGGACGGAGGGCGGCAAGGGGCGCAGCAUCUGGGACUACUUUUCCCACACGGCGGGCAAGGUGCACGCCGGGAGCAACGCGGACAUGGCGUGCGACCAGUACCACAGGAUUGAUGAGGACGUGCGGCUGAUGGCCAACAUGGGUGUGAAAUACUACAGGCUGUCGAUCGCCUGGACGCGGAUCCAGCCCACGGGCACGGGGCCCGCCAACCUGGAGGGCGUGGCGUACUACAACCGCGUGAUUAACGCGCUGAUCGCCGCGGAGAUCGAGCCAGUGGUCACGCUCUACCACUGGGACCUGCCCCUGGCGCUGCAGGUGGAGCGGAACGGCUGGCUGGGCGGGGAGUACGUGAUCGACGCGUAUGUGGAGUACGCCCGUCUGUGCUUCCACCACUUCGGCGACCGCGUCAGACGGUGGAUCACAUUCAACGAGCCGUGGUGCGUGACCGUCCUGGGCUUCUGCACCGGCGAGCACGCCCCCGGGCGUACGGGCCAGCCCUGGACGGAGCCCUACCUGGCGGGCCACAACCUUCUGCUGGCGCACGCCAAGGCCGUCAAGCUCUACCGCGAUGAGUACAAGUCCUGGCAAAAGGGGCUGAUCGGCAUCACGUGCAACAGCGACUGGCGGGAGCCCUUGCCCGACGCCAACCCCAGCCGGUACAUGCGCAACUGCGAGGCCGCGGAGAGGACGCGGCAGUUCUUCCUCGCCUGGUUCACGGACCCCGUGUAUUUCGGGGACUACCCCGAGCUCAUGAAGGUGCGGCUGGGCGACCGGCUGCCGACCUUUACGCCGGCCGAGAGGGCGCUGAUGAAGGGCAGCUCGGACUUCUUCGGUCUCAACCAUUACAUGACCACUUACGUUGCGGACGCCGCGCCUGGUGCUGCUGUCGGUUUCACAAGACCUGAAGGCAGGGCGGAUUGGGUAGUGGUGGCAAACGGCAAGGAGCGUGAACCCGAAGUGGAAGUCACUUCGCCCAAGGGCGGUGAGGCACCCCAGUGGGGCGUCAAGAGCCUGUGGAACUGGGUGCAAGGGGCCAAAAGCAACGAAGAGGUAAAGGCUGCGGAUAGCCCAGCCAAAGCUGCAAUGCAAGAUGCUAAUGCUGUGGGGUGGUUUGCUGACCAAGGGUCACAGUGGUCCAACGAUCCGAACUGGGCAAUGACGGACAUGGGGUGGGCGAUCGUGCCGUGGGGCUUGAGGAAGAUGGUGGGUUGGAUUCAGAAAAGGUAUCACCCUGAGGGCGGAAUCCUCAUCACAGAGAAUGGGUGUGCAUGCAAGGACACCGAUGUUGCGGUGGCCAGGUGCGACAAGAUGAGGGUGGAGUACCUGCACGGCUACAUUUCCGAGUUGCAUAAGGCCAUCACGGAGGAUGGCGUGGACUGCCGCGGCUACUUUGUGUGGUCGCUCAUGGACAAUUUUGAGUGGGCGCAUGGGUAUUCCAAGCGUUUUGGCAUUCAUUGGGUGAACUACGACACACUGGAGAGGGUUCCCAAAGAGUCGAGCAAGUGGUUUGCCAAGCUCAUCGCCACAAACAGUGUGCCUCCGAAUGCAUGA